AUGAUAAACAACGCCAAGAAGAAAGCACGUAAACAAAAAGUUACAUUAGAGAUAUUUACUAAAACAUUAUUUGAAUUAAGAACCACUAAUUUAUCAUCUGUUAAAUCCGUGCCAUCAUCGUCGUUUUUGUGUACUAUUGUUCGUAUUUCUCGAGUAAAAGUAUUAUCACAUUAUAAUUAUCAAUCUCUUACAACUUUUACUUAUCGACAGUCUCCCCGUACGCCUUUAUCGUCACUUUUAGCCUCUUCACAAAGUAUUACCUAUCGUUCGAAUGAAUCAUCGCCGAGUUCGUCAUUUAUAUGGGGUAGUCCAAAACAAGAAGAAAACGAGAAGCUACUGAACGAGAUUCAAUUGAUAUAUAUAUUGAAAGCAAACACCAAGCCAUCGAAUUGA
Messenger RNA from Didymodactylos carnosus, 393 nucleotides. NCBI's taxonomy places the organism in Eukaryota, Metazoa, Rotifera, Eurotatoria, Philodinida, Philodinidae. The record is from the annotation of a GenBank genome assembly.